CCAGUCACAUAAGCAGCCCUGGAGUAGAAACAGUGUCAGUCUCGGAUUCCUCCGAGCUCAGAGGAAACCUUGCCCUUUUGAGAAUCUCCACCCCGAGGAGGCUUCUGACCCCAGCCGGACCGAGGCUCUCCCUGUGUCUGUUCCUGCGGAGGAGGAGGAAGAGGAGGAGGGAGAAGAAGCGUCCGGCGAUGAAGGGCAAAGCGGUGCGGAUGAUGGUCCUGGGCGCGUGGCUACUGGGCCUGGCGGCGCCCCAGGGAGCGGCCAAUGCGGGCGGGGGCAGCAGAACAGAUUUCGAAGAUAUUGAAAGCAGGUUUUCUCUGAGGACUCCUGAGGUACCUGAUGAUGACACCUGUUACCUUGUACCUGGAGAGAGAGAUUCUGUUGCGGAGUGUCAUUUCAACCACACCAGUAAAACCUUUGUGGUGAUCCAUGGAUGGACGGUGACAGGAAUGUAUGAGAGCUGGGUGCCAAAGCUCGUGGAUGCACUAUAUAAGAGGGAACCAGAUUCUAAUGUCAUUGUGGUAGACUGGCUUAUACGUGCCCAGCAACACUAUCCAGUAUCUGCCAGCUACACCAAAUUGGUGGGAGGAGAUGUAGCCAAGUUUAUCGACUGGAUGGAGGAGCAAUUUAACUACCCCCUGGACAAUGUCCAUAUCCUGGGGUAUAGCCUUGGUGCCCAUGCGGCUGGCAUUGCAGGAAGUCGGACUAACAAAAAAGUGAACAGAAUCACAGGCCUAGAUCCCGCUGGACCUACCUUUGAAUAUGCUGAAGCUCCGAGCCGCCUCUCUCCUGAUGAUGCCAAUUUUGUAGAUGUAUUGCACACCUUCACUAGAGGGUCGCCAGACCGCAGUAUCGGAAUCCAGAAGCCCGUGGGACACGUUGACAUUUACCCUAACGGUGGAGGUUUCCAGCCAGGAUGUAACAUAGGAGAAGCGAUUCGCCUAAUUGCAGAGAAGGGCUUUGGAGAUGUGGACCAGCUGGUGAAAUGCUCUCAUGAACGCUCCAUUCAUCUCUUCAUUGACUCCCUGUUGAAUGAAGAAAAGCCAAUCAUGGCCUAUCGUUGCAACUCCAAGGAAGCUUUUGAAAAGGGGCUUUGUCUGAACUGCAGGAAGAAUCGCUGCAACAAUCUGGGCUAUGAGGUCAAUAAAGUGAGAGCCAAGAGAAGCAGCAAAAUGUACCUGAAAACCCGCUCUCAGAUGCCCUACAAAGUUUUCCAUUAUCAAGUCAAGAUACAUUUCCUUGGGACUGAAAAUAUUACUCAGACCAAUCAGCCAUUCCUGAUCUCCUUGUAUGGCACAGUUGAAGAGAGUGAGAACAUUCCUUUUGUCUUGCCUGAAAUUUCCACCAACAAGACCUAUUCAUUUCUGGUUUACACUGAGGUAGAUAUUGGAGAGCUGCUUAUGUUGAAGCUGCAGUGGGAAAAGGAUUCAAUCUUCAGCUGGUCUGGCUGGUGGAGCAGUGCUGCCUUCGGUAUCGAGAAAGUCAGAGUGAAAGCUGGAGAAACUCAGAAAAAGGUAGUUUUCUGCUCUCGAGACAAAGUCUCAGAGCUGAAGAAAGGAAAAGCACCAGUGGUGUUUAUAAAAUGCCAUGACAAGUCCCUUAGUUCCCCUAAGUUCCUAAAGAAGAAGACUGUCUGAAAAACACAAGUCUCCAGGUGGAUAAGAAACAUUUGAAUUCCAAGAAGAAUGUACCAGAUGAAGAAACUGUAUUUUGAAAGUGAGCCCCAGUGCUUUGGGCAUUUGCAAGAGGGUCUGUUCAAAUGCUUAUCCCAGCUGAAUUAACAUUAGCCAUUUUUCUUUGUUAGCUAUUAUAGGGGACAGUCUCAGAAAAAAAAAAAUAAAAUGGUCAGUAAAAUGUGAGGAACAAAAUGGUCAAAAAGCACAUAUUCCUAGAAUAAACUCCCUAGUGAAAGGCAUUGGAAAGAAUAAGGACCUUGGUUACUUGUGUUCCUGCAUUGGAACUAAACUCUCCCUUAUGAGCAGCAUAGCAGUUUCCUAAUAUUCAUUGGAAAAUAUAAUUGUCAAGAGUCUGUUUUUUCAGGGGGGAGGGUUAUUCCUUAAAGGAUUUUCCAAAAUUGAAUAGAGAAAAGUGUUUGCUGCCUUAUCCAUUCUCUGCUCACCACAAACUGGUCCAAUUAGGGAAGGGGUGUCUUCACUUUUCACACAUUGGGAAGCUUGUUGCUUCCAAGAGGUCCAGGAAAGAAUGGACAUGGAGAAAAUAAUGAUUAAGAAUGUGGCUGAAGAAGCACUCUAACUGGGAAUUCCCCACUCUAGUCAGUCUGUUCCCAGUCUUAGUUAUAAAUCAAAAACAAUGAGUCUGUUCUUCUGUAUUGUGCUAUCCACUUAAUUAUACAAUAAAGUAUUUACCUUGUCCCAAACAGGAAUUUUAACAUUACAUUGUUAUUGCUGUAAGAGCUAAAGUGAAUAAAAUUCCUUGCAGGGUAAUUAUGUUACCUUCUUAAUAUAUAUAUAUUAAUUGAUGUGAAUAUUGAAAUUUCUGUUCUUGACUUUUCUGACCUCAGACAAAGCAUGGCCAGCCUAGAGCUGAGUUACUUUCCAGACAGAACAUUUGCCAGUAUAGGGUUUACCUUGCUUUUUGGAAAUAAACAUGUGGCAAAUGAUGACUCUCUGCUUGUUAAAAUCACAGAUUAGCCAAGGGGUCUGAAUUCACACAAAUUUCAGGAAAGUACGGUUUUUCUUUAAUUGAGAAGACAGACUCUAUGCAACAUACAGUAGGUAGUGUAUAACUGAUUUAACUAUUCUGAAGUGUUAAGCCCACAUAAAAGUACAACUAGUGUUUUUUGUAAAUGAUCAACAAAAGGUUAGUUUGCAAUUAUUUAUAAACUGAAUAAUCACAGUAUAUUUUCAAAAUGCUUUCAUAGACAGUUUAGAAACAGAAAAUAAUAGUUAAAAAGACAAAACCAAACAGUAUCCAAACUAUAAGCAGUAAUGUCUUUUUAUGUAUGUCUACUUAUCAACCCCAUAGUUUGUCAGGUAAACACAUAACUAGUAUAUUGCUAUGUAUUAGAAUGAACUCCUUUACGGGUUGCUAGAAUAUGAGUACUUAGCCUAAGACUAGGCUGGGCUGCUAGAUAAAGUUGGUCUAAUUGUUGAAGUUGAUAUGAAUUGGUGUCAAAUGAGAUCUUUGCAAAUGAUAAAUAAAGUGAUAUAUGACCUCCAGUUGACAUUGCCCUUCCUUGUGUUUACUAAUUUUACUAAUUUGGUGGUUAACUUUAGAAUGAAUGCUUGUACAUUUAAGAUUGGAUCAGACAAAUUUACUCAAAGCACUUGAAUUCUAAUUUCUAAAGACUUUUAUAUGUGCAAAAUAUGAUUUAGCUUUAAAUGUUAUUUAUUAGCUGUAAAUAUGUGUGCGUGUAAAGGUAGUUUGUAUAUGUUGAUAAGAUUACCAAGGCUAUCUUCAUUUAUAUAACUGUGGUGCUAACUUUGUAAAUAUCUUUUAAUAGUGAUAUUUUCUCACUGAAUUCAUUACUUCUCUGUAACGAUGCAGUGUAAUAGGCUUUUCUUUAAACUUCUCAACUCUGUGAAGUAAACUGUGCUUUUAAUA
This is a messenger RNA of Tachyglossus aculeatus (Australian echidna), 3564 nucleotides long. RefSeq names its product lipoprotein lipase (gene LPL). Gene Ontology annotation, molecular function: lipoprotein lipase activity; apolipoprotein binding. The transcript has 10 exons. Gene Ontology annotation, biological process: lipid metabolic process. NCBI's taxonomy places the organism in Eukaryota, Metazoa, Chordata, Mammalia, Monotremata, Tachyglossidae. Bases 189 to 1637 code for a protein of 482 amino acids. The record is from RefSeq and is a predicted model, not a curated record.